AUGAAAUCGAUUUAAAUUCACUCAAUGAAUUUGAAUAAGCAAAUAGAUUAAUAAUUAGUACAAUUACAGGAAAGCAUUGGUAAAAAGCUUUAGCUUUAAAAGAAAUUACUUUAUAAGAAUUGUAAAAUAUUAAUUAUGAAUUUAUUAAUAUUAUUAAAAAUUCGUAAUUUAACAAGCAAAAUAAUUAAUGAUACAUACAUAUUAUACUUAAAGAUUUAAGAGAGAUAUUAACAGAUCCUGUAUAAAUGGAAUAAUCAAUGCAAAUUAUUAGAUCUCAAUUUGAUUUUGUAAAUCUAUUCUAAGGACAAUAUCUGA
Paramecium pentaurelia is the source of this 315-nucleotide messenger RNA. NCBI's taxonomy places the organism in Eukaryota, Ciliophora, Oligohymenophorea, Peniculida, Parameciidae. The record is from the annotation of a GenBank genome assembly.